Messenger RNA from Nematostella vectensis (starlet sea anemone), 2055 nucleotides. RefSeq names its product ubiquitin-conjugating enzyme E2 Q2. Bases 105 to 1253 code for a protein of 382 amino acids. Lineage: Eukaryota; Metazoa; Cnidaria; Anthozoa; Actiniaria; Edwardsiidae. The transcript is spliced from 14 exons. The record is from RefSeq and is a predicted model, not a curated record.
GGCAAUGCAUCAAACACUCACAAAUUUCUCGCGAGCGAAGGUUGUUUGUUGUCGAUGGAAAAAAGGUUGAAAAUCACGUACUAAGUGUUGGCCUUGCCCGCCAAAUGUCUAGGUUCCAAGAGCUAAAGAAAGAAAUUUCUGUCUUGGAGAAGACUUUCGGGCCACACAACAAACAGUUCCGUGUGUCGGCGAAUGGUUUGGAUGAGCUAAUAUGCCGCUUUGUGUGCCCGAGUUCAAACGAAGAGCAUGUUAUUCACUGUAACAUUUAUGAGUCCUACCCCGAUCCACCGCCAAUGUGGUUCAGCGAAAGUGAAGACUCCACGGUCACAGAAAUAGUCGAGUCGGUUGGCGGUUCUGUAGACGCAACGCAACCCAAAUUGCUCUUACGACAAACGCAACAUCUUGUGAGGGAACUUUUUAAACAGCGUGGCUCCCCUAUACCACCCUACAUCGAUGGCCUUGAGUCAAUUCAAAUUAUCAAAGACGAGGCUGAUGACAAAGAUGCCACAACUGAACAUAUGGAUGAUGAUGACAGUGAAGAUGAGGGACUAGAGGAGGAUAAUGAUGAAAACAGUGAGGACUCUGAUAACUAUGAAAUGGAAGAGGAAGUAGACAAUGAUGAGAAGAAAGAAUUACAAGAAAUUGGUGCUGAGAACUUUGCUGUCUUAGAAAGACUGAGGCUUACAAGACGUGAAGAUCAUUUGAAGGGCACUGUUUGUGGAUCAGUGCAAGCAACAGACAGGCUCAUGAAAGAACUGAGGGAUGUGUACAGAUCUGACAGCUUCAAAUUAGGAAAUUACUCUGUCUAUCUGAAUAAUGAUAAUCUUUAUGACUGGAGUAUCAAAAUAAUGAGAGUUGAUCCUGAGAGCGUCCUGCACAAAGACAUGGUCCAGAUAGAGAAACAAGAAGGCAUAGACCACAUCCUACUGAACAUGACUUUUACGGAUAAGUUUCCAUUUGAUCCGCCAUUUGUAAGAGUUUGUUAUCCAGUUAUUCAAGCGGGCUAUGUGCUGAGUGGAGGUGCAAUUUGCAUGGAGCUCUUGACCCCACAGGGGUGGAGUAGUGCUUAUACAAUAGAAGCCGUCAUCGUCCAGAUUUCCGCCACUCUGGUCAAAGGAAAAGCUCGUAUUAACUUCCAAGAUACCAAAAAGCCCGGAGUAUAUAGUCUUCACAGAGCACAGCAAUCCUUCAAAUCUCUUGUCCAGAUACACGAGAAGAAUGGCUGGUACACCCCGCCCAAGCACGAAGGGUAGCACCCGCUUAUGGUACGGGUCUCCUUGCUGCUUGAUUCGUUUAUAUUUUCGUAAACCCCCCACUAGGAGCUUCUAGUGCAUGUAUAUAUACAAAGAUGCCGAAUCCAUACAUUGAUCUGCUCAUUGCGGACCAGGUAACUAUAAAUAACCUUUAUAAUGAGGACGUCCAGCCAAUCCAUCUAUAGAGCCAUCGAAUUGCUUAGGACAAGACAAGAGUAGGAAGUGAUGACGACGGAGAACAACGAUAAACCGGUUACGGGAAGGGCUUAUUACGUCACAAUUCCCGGUGCAUUGGACGAAAAAACUCCGGAGUAAAGAAAGGACUUUCUAGAAUUGUCUACAACGGUGCGCCAAUCGACCAACAAGGACAUCCAGAUUUGCAAAGUUAUACUGUCUAUUGAGGCGUAGACGUUUGCACUACUAGCCAAUCUAUAGAUUUUGUAAUUUAAAAAAAUAGUGCAUUCACUUUUCUGUCCAGAUAUCAUACCGUUUCCUAGCGCUUCCAAGUAGUAUAUGGGGUUCAAUGGAGAACUUGAUUUGGCUCUGCCUUACAACACCUUGAUAUGGCGGCUACCGUUGUUGGAAUCGAUGAAAAUAGGAUGAUUUGAAUUCAAAACAAUUCUUGGCCUGGCGAGCCAUCCCCUGUUAAGUUCGAGGCUGUCUCGCCUGAAACGCAGGCUAAACAAUUCUAGAUACUUUUAUUGAAGUUUCAAAGGUGCUGUUUAUGUUGCGUAGAAGGUAGAGUCACAAUGCAUCAUAGGAGUGCUUUAUUUUCAGCAGGAAUUUAGCGACAUUUUAAGAA